AUUCUUUUCCCUCUUUUCACGCACUCCCAUCAUCUCUUUUCUUGAAUCCAUUUCAUUUCGUUUCAAUUCAUUACAUUUCGUUUCGUUUCAUUUUAAUUCCUUCACUCUCCUCCCUCCAAAGAAGUCAACCUCAUUUCUCUUUUUUUAUUUAUUUUUUAUUCCCUUUUCUCACUUCUCACAGUCCACAACAAGAAACAGAUAAAAACUUUCCUUCCUCCCCAUUUGUGGACAAAGAAAAGAGAAAUUAAUGACCGGACGACAUAGUCGUAUGUCCAGCGAUGCGGACCGUGAACGUGACCGCGAUCGCGACCGCGAUACUUCAACGGCAGCAGCAGCAACAUCAACAAGCUUCAUGACCCCAGCUCUUUCUCGUGCAACUCCAAUUAUGCCUCUAGGGAUGCCCAUGACUCGUGAGGCUAAAGAGUCUAGAGAACAAGCUCAGGCAUGGGAUGCAUCUCUCAAUAGGAUAUUCCAGGCCAUGCAAGGCGAAGACACUGCGAAGUAUCUGGCUUAUUUCAAAGCUCGUCUCGAGAUUGAAGAAGCGUACACUCGUGGUCUAGAGAAAUUGAUUGCAAGUGCUAAAGGUAGUUCCAGGAACACGGGAGCCAAUAAUAACAACAAUAAUAACAAUAAUAACGGUAAUAACACACAAGGGACAGGACAAGCAGGAGCAGGAGCAGGAGCAGGUACGGGGCAAGGAAGCAGCAUCAACGGAGGUAAUGGUGAUCCAGAUGAAAUCCCAACGACAUUACACAUGGCUUAUAAUUCUCUACUGGAAACAACGCAGCAGCUGUGCAAGCGACGCCAGCCCUUUGUCAAGCUUCUCAAGAACGUUAUGGGCGCACUUGCUACGUUAAAGGAGAGCCAUGAGAAACAGCGCAAAGGCCAUAAGGAGGCUGCUAGACCUGUUUUCCAACUGUAUGCAGAAACUAGGCUUUCUACAGUCCCAAAGCUCAAGAGAGCAUAUGAACAGCGAUGCAGGGAUGUCGAGCAGGUUCUUGCUAUGGAGGACAGUGACCAUCUUCCUGUACGUGAGAGGCUCAAGAAUUUGGCAAGCUCAACUGGCGCCGCAGGGCGACUUGUCAAAAGUAGGCGGGACUUGGAGGAAGCAGAUAAUGAGUACAAGACGGCUGUGCAACAAUUGGAAGCAUUCCGUGUACAACGUGAACGUUACUUUGACUCUUCAUUCCAAAGCAUGCAAAAUAUGGUCAGAGAGCGUGGAAUGAAAUGUCAGGAAUGUCUUAAAGCCUACGUCACUGAAGAACGCAGGUUGAUGGAGGGUGCUAAAGAGGACAUGAAUCGAUUUUCGGUGAUGGUGGAUUGUAUCAAGCCUGCAGGAGACACAGAACAGAUCAGCUUGACCUUCACAAAGGACAUCAACUCACAUCCCAAACCAGUAUAUUAUGAAAAUUACUAUCAAAAGGCUCCUCCAGAGGGUGUUUUCGGACUCAGUCUGACAGAGUAUGUCCGGAAGUAUAGACAUCCAAUUCCAUUGGUAAUUGUCAAAUGCUCUGAAGCUAUUGACCGUGUUGGAUUACGUCGUGAAGGGAUCUAUCGAGUAUCUGGACGACACGCGCAGAUCAUGAAUCUCAAAAAACAGUUUGAAGCGAAUGAAAACGCUGUGGAUCUAACGGACGCUGUCAGUGAAGACUGUGCCUCCAUUGCAGCAGUCUUGAAGAUUUAUCUCCGCGAAUUACCCGAGCCUUUGUUCCCUUUCCCAUUGAACGAACGUAUUGGUUACUCAGGCAUCAUGGAUAAAAAUGCUAGACUUGGGGAGUUAAAGGGGCGGCUGAAACGGCUUCCAGAUUGUAAUAUCGAUACUCUACAGUUCUUAAUUCGACAUUUACGCAGGAUUUACGAACAUGUGGAAGACAACAAGAUGACACUUGACAACCUUUGUUUGAUCUUUACGCCUGCUAUUUUCCACGAUUUCAACAGUGCCAUGGUCCCGGGGCCUCAGGCUGCAGGAGGAAUUAAUCAACAACCAGGAGACUUAUCGUUGACCUCUCUAUCAUUUGCACCGGCUACUACGGCCGGUUCACCUGGGACACAAACAGCACCAUGGUCAGGAUAUCCAUCAGAUCAACAGAAUCUGCAACAACAAACUCAGUCGUACCAUCCACCGCCCCAAUACUCUCCCCAUGGCUCUUCACCUUCAUCACCGAAGGCGAUCUCUGACGCACCUCCAGGGUAUCCGCCAGUGACAGGAACCCACAACGGCGGAACUAGUGACAACAAGAAUAAGGGCUCAGCAACAGGAGGCGCGACCGCUGUGUCUCAACCACAACCAUCAGCAGCUGGCACGAUAACCUCACCAUUAUUGAGCACCGCUCAACCCGCCCAGACCACACAAAUAAGUGCUGCAACCAGUAACUCUACGACGACGGCCACCACUACACCAUCAUUUCAGCCACCAACUAACACAGUUUCGACCGCAGCGAGCUGGAGCAAUGAUAUGGUUCUGUCAGAUUUAAUUAUCAACAGUGACACUAUUUUUAAUGUCUUGCCCAAAUUACCUUCUCGUACCAACUCAGGGAUGAGCUCUCUCUCAUUGGAGGAUCAACAAAGACUCUCUGUAGCGACUUCAGCGAGUACCUAUUCGCUUCCUCGUCCAUAUGACGGCUCUCGAAAGUUAUCCAGCGCUAAUUUGGACCGCAACACCAAUCUUGCCUCCCCCACUGAAGGUGGCGGCGGUGGAGCAGGAAGACAAUUGAUGCCAAGAUUGGAUAGUCUAGCAGCAAGCACUACAACGAGCCAUCCCCGCACAUCACCACUGCCAUCACCCAAUACAAUGGAACAUUCAUCUUACCCAUACCAGCCUCCGCCUCCACCUCCUCCUCAACACCAAUAUCAGCAGCAACAGCAGCAAUCAUAUCAUCCCCCACCACAUAUGCCGCCUCAAUAUCAUCAGAAUAACGAUGGAUGGCAAGGGAAUACUGGACGAACCAACUCCCCACCUUCACCCUCGUCAUUAAAAGCAGAUCAAAUGGCUGCAGUAGGUCCCACACGAUCAAGAUCGAACCAAGAUUUGCAACAAUCAUCCCAACAGCAACAACAACAAUAGCUGUAGUAAGGGUUCAAAUGUAGAUUAUUUAGAUGAAUGUAUUGUGAACAAAAGAAUAAAAAAAGACAAAG
Molecule: messenger RNA, 3135 nt
Organism: Lobosporangium transversale
Lineage: Eukaryota; Fungi; Mortierellomycota; Mortierellomycetes; Mortierellales; Mortierellaceae
Exons: 8
Coding region: 248-3064 (938 amino acids)
Biological process (GO): regulation of GTPase activity; signal transduction
Cellular component (GO): cytoplasm
Source: RefSeq, a predicted model, not a curated record